Messenger RNA from Saxophila tyrrhenica, 1527 nucleotides. RefSeq lists its product as uncharacterized. Gene Ontology annotation, cellular component: nucleolus; cytoplasm. The transcript has a single exon. Gene Ontology annotation, molecular function: mRNA binding. The record is from RefSeq and is a predicted model, not a curated record. Gene Ontology annotation, biological process: positive regulation of translation; nuclear-transcribed mRNA catabolic process, nonsense-mediated decay. Lineage: Eukaryota; Fungi; Ascomycota; Dothideomycetes; Mycosphaerellales; Extremaceae. Bases 1 to 1527 code for a protein of 508 amino acids.
AUGCCACCCAAAGUGAUCGCCAGGAACGCAGAUCGGCAGGGCGGUGUGCUUCCCGUCAACGCAGCGGUGCGAGCAGGCCCAGCGAAAACUCAAGCACCCCGCCUUAAAUUGGAGGUCCGACGACUACCACCAGGACUGACACUGACGGAAUUCGAGGAGACGUUGGGCGAUGAGUGGAAGCUGAACAACGGCAAGGUGGACUGGAGGGAGUAUCGGCAGGGGAAGACACGCCUGGCGGGUUCAGGCAAGGUACCGGAGCAAAGUCGAUGCUACAUCCACCUGGCGAGCGAACCAUACGUGAAGGAGUUUGAAAAGCGCUUUCUCGAGGUCACGUUCCAAGACAAGGCUGGCACGCACAAAAACCCGGACUUGAAGCAUCUCGCACCCACCUUGGGCUUCGCACCGAACCAACGAACGCCAUUGCAGCAGCUGAAGCAGAGAACGGAUAACCGACAAGGGACGAUUGACCAGGAUCCCGAGUUCAUCGCCUUCCUCGAGGCCGAGACGCAACCUAUAACAAAGGCAUAUGCGCUUGAUGUGGCUCAUCAGGAGACAAAGGCCGAGAAAGCUGCAGUCAAGACCACACCAUUGAUUGAGGAUCUGAGGGAGAAGAAGGCGAACAAGGCAAAGGCUGCGCAGGCAAAGGCCGAGAAGGUGGAGCAGGAUAAGAAAGCCGCAAAAGCCGGUGGGAAAGCUGGCAAGGCUGCGGAGGAGAGGGAUGCUGCCGCAACUACUCAGCAGCAGAAGGUGGAGCAGGCUGCGAAGGAGGCAGGACGGGUCGCAAACAGGCAAGCUGCUGCUGUCAAGCAAGCCCAGCAGGCGAAAGCCGUCGCGCCUCUAGCAGCCAAGAAGCAGAAGCCGUCACCCAAGCCGACCAACGCGACUUCCAAUCCUUCUGCUGCUGCUUCAGGACCACCGAGCCCAGCACCACAGCGAGCCCCUGCCGGCCCCAGGCAAAGAGGCAACGCGGAUGGCAUCAAGAAGAUGCUGCAGAAGGACUUGGGUAUCAAGCCGAAAGCUGCUCCUCCAACCCCCUCUACAGCUCCUUCAGCAUCAACAACGACCUCGCCGCCGUCAACAGCCUCAACACCCGCUGCGCCCGCAACUUCCGCGAAACAGCCACCAUCAAAAGCCCCCACGACUCCACAAGCAUCGUCAGAUCAAAAGCCAUCGCCGCCAAAGGCCUACCUCAAGCACGCCAAUCCCUCACAAGGCAUGACGGAGAUACUCAUCCAGCAAGCUCUGUCACAGUAUGGUGACAUGGCGAGUGUGACCAUCGACCCUAGAAAAGGCACUGCGAUCGCAUUGUUCAAGGACAGCGAGGGGCUCAAGAAGGCUCUCGAGGCGAAGCGUGUCCCGGUCGCCAACGGAGCGGUCGAAGUGCUGGAGUUCAGGGAGAUUGGGACUCGAGGAUCGGCUGGGAGAGGGGGAUUCAGAGGUGGACGGGGUGGGAGGGUCGGUGCGAGAGGUGGUGCGCAGGGUAGUGCUGCUGCGAGUCCGGCGCCUGCUGCAUCAUCUGCUGGAUGA